UGCCAGAGACUGAGCGGGUUUGGAGAUUUGGAUUCGGUUUUAUCUUGACACGGACAGAUGACAAGUGGAGACUUUGGAGAUGUUAUUUGUUUGGAAGUUGGUGGAUUUUGUGAAUUGUGCUCUGUGAGAUUUUGAGGAUGAAAUUCCGCUUUUGUGGUGAUGGCGAUUGCCCUGAUUGGGUCCUUGCCCAAAUUCACUCUACUCUUUCGAAUAUCAGUUCAAUGAAGCUUGGCGUAUUGGCUCAAAUCGUAGCGGAGAACAUAGCAAAUGAGGACAUUCCAGAAGAUAAAACCAAGGACCUCACAGAUUCCAAAGCCGAUGGCAUAUUCGCGAAAUCGGCAAUUUCCUGUGUGAGAUUCCUUCUUGCAAGUGCAACCAGGAAUAAUGCUCCAGAGACCGCAUUCUGUGAGGAGUUGCAGCAACUGGGAUUGCCGAAAGAACAUUCCCAUGUUUUGUGUCGAGUUUUGGCAGAGAAAAGGCAACAUAUUCAGAAGAUUCUCUCUGAGGGGAGCCUUUUUGUGAAUCUCACGAAGGAUUUCAAAUGUGAUGUGAUCAAAUCUCGGGCGGAUUGCGCUCAGAUGACCAUAAGUAUUAAAAAUGAGAUAGUUGAUGGGGCUGAGAAAAAUACUUCGCACCAAAUUAAAGUCCGCGAUUCAGAUCUUUCUGUGCUGUUAAGUGAACUUAAAGUUGUGAAUGAUAUUAUGAAGAAUUACAAUUACGAACAGAAAUAUGCUGACUUGUAAGGAAUAAAGAAGAAAGAAAA
Messenger RNA from Hermetia illucens (black soldier fly), 763 nucleotides. Its product is annotated as COMM domain-containing protein 4. The coding region runs from base 138 to 743 and encodes 201 amino acids. The transcript has 4 exons. NCBI's taxonomy places the organism in Eukaryota, Metazoa, Arthropoda, Insecta, Diptera, Stratiomyidae. The record is from RefSeq and is a predicted model, not a curated record.